GAAGCCAGACCCCGGCGCUCUGAACCCUGGCACCGCCGACCGCCAGACCCGGCCCCUGGGGCGCGGCCCUCCAGGCUUCUGCGCGCCCCAGGGGGCUCCGGGCCGCCCGCGAGCCUCAGCCGGCGGAUGGCUUUUGACACAAAGCCCUUGACCACCAGGGCCAGCCUCUUCCUGAAAGCCCCGCGCGCUCCCAUCCAGGAAGUAGAAGCCAGCGGGCCGCCCCGCGCUUCCCCACUGGGCGCGCGGCUGGUGGCGGCGCCCGGCCUGGCCUGGGCGGAGAACCCGGCCAGCGCCCCGCGGGUAUCACCGCGCGCCUGAGCCCCGCGGAGUCGCGUCCCCGGCCGCCCGCCGCACCAUGAGCCGUGCGGAGGCGCCGGUCGUCCUCGCCCGUCCUGUUCCAGAUGCUGACAAAGCAGAGGGAGAGGGAGAGGAGGAGAAAGACGACGUGAGGCUUGGUCUGCCAGCCACCCUGAAGAACUGCAUUCCUUGUCGGGGCAUUAGUGUCCUGGAAAAGUUGGUGAAGACAUGCCCUGUGUGGCUGCAGCUGGGACUAGGCCGGGCAGAGGCAGCCAGGAUCCUGCAGCGGGAGGUGACUGGGAUGUUCCUGGUGCGCCGGGACAGCAGCCUGAACUGCCUGGUGCUGUGUGUUCACUUCCCUUCCCUGAAUGACAGCUCCUCUGAGGUGCUGGAGUACCCCAUUAAAGAAGAAAAAUCCAUACUGUACCUGGAAGGCUCAGUUCUCGUGUUUGAGGACAUCUUCAAACUGAUUGCAUUCUACUGUGUCAGUAGAGACUUGCUGCCCUUCACACUGCGGCUGCCCCAAGCCAUCCUUGAGGCCAGCAGUUUCCCAGACCUUGAGAUCAUCUCCAACCUAGGCCUGGGCUUCUGGGACUCCUUACUGAACCCUCCGAGAGUCCCAGCUGAGCCUCCCAGAGGCCCUGCACCUGGGGCCCCUGCAGCCUCCAGCCGCCUGCCCAGCACACAUUACGAAAACUGUUCCUGCGAAAUUGAGCUGUCAGUGGGAAACGACCGCCUGUGGUUUGUGAACCCAAUUUUCAUUGAGGACUGCGCCCUACCGGCUGAUCUAUCACCUCCUGGCAGCUGCCCCCCACGCCCAGCGCCUGCCACCUUGGAUGCUACCUCGUCCACCUCCAGGGGGUCCCCACGCCGCCCCCCACCUCCACCCCCAGUGCCCACCCUUCCUCCUGCUAGCCCAGUCCAUCCUCCUGCACCUCGUGUACCCCCUGUACCUGCUGCUCCUUUGCCCGAUCCCCCCCUAGUACCCACCUCUCACCUUGCACUCCAUGCCCCAGGCUACCCAAGCCAGCCACCCAUGACAGCCUGUGAGAGGCUCCCACGCCCUGCUGUAGGCCUGGGCCCCCUCAGGGAGGAAGAGAUGAAGCCAGGGACAGCCCCCAGCUCCUUGCAGCCCACCUCUCCCCCUCCUCUGCCCUUGAAAAAGAAUCUUCCAGCAGCUCCUCCUAGACGGCGCAUCUCUGAGAGACUGUCCCUGGAAAGCCAGAGUGUGGACAUGGUGGCAAAGGGCGACCACCUGGGUGUUUCCAGGACAGCCUCGCUGAGCCUCUCUCUCCAGAGCACCUCAAACAUCCCUGAGGACCAGCCUCAAAGGACCACAGAGCAAGGCCAGGACACAGAAGCCAAAGCCAGCCAUCCUGACAGCAUAUCUAUGCCAGUGCUUCCGGGGAAGGCCAGGCAGCCCCCAGUUCCACCCCCCAGGAAGAAGCGGGUCUCCCGGCAGCUGGCCUCUACGCUCCCCAGUCCCAUGGAAGGUCCUGAGUACCCCACACGGGAGACAGACUCAGAGAAACCAACGCCUGGUGCACCUGGGGAAGGUUCAAGUCCUGUUCCCCAAGCUGGAACGCAGCAUCUCCAGGCCAGCACUUGUCCCCACAGCUCUCCAGAGUUCAAGGGCUCACUGGCCUCACUCUCAGACAGCUUGGGGGUGCCUGCCUCAGCCACUGACCAGGACUCCUACUCAACCAGCAGUGCAGAGGAGGAGCUGGAGUUCAGCAGCCCCAGUGUGAAGAAGAAGCCCUCGAUGAUCCUGGACAAGGCCCGCCACCGCCUCAGCUUCGUCAGCUUUGCCAGCGUCUUCCAUGCCUUCCUUUCCAGUGACCGCAAGCUGUACAAGAAGGUGGUAGAACUAGCACAGGACAAGGGCUCGUACUUCGGCAGCCUGGUGCAGGACUACAAGGUGUACAGCCUGGAGAUGAUGGCACGUCAGGCAUCCAGUACUGAGAUGCUACAGGAGAUCCGCACCAUGAUGACGCAGCUCAAGAGCUACCUGCUGCAGAGCACCGAACUCAAGGCCCUGGUGGAGCCCGCCCUGCACUCAGAGGAGGAGCUCGAGGCCAUUGUGGAGUCGGCCUUGUACAAGUGCGUCCUAAAGCCCCUGAAGGAGGCCAUCAACUGCAGCCUGUUAGAGAUCCACACCCGGGAUGGCUCUCUGCAGCAGCUGAAGGACAACCAGCUGGUGAUCCUGGCUACCACCACCACUGACCUGGGUGUGACCACCAGUGUGCCUGAGGUGGCCGUCAUGGAGAAGAUCCUGCAGAAGCUGACCAACAUGCACAAGGCCUACUCACCAGGGAAGAAGAUCUCCAUCUUGCUGAAGACAUGCAAGAUCAUCUAUGACUCCAUGGCCCUCGGCAACCCAGGGAAGCCCUAUGGGGCCGACGACUUCCUGCCCGUGCUCAUGUAUGUGCUGGCCCGCAGCAACCUCACUGAGAUGCUUCUCAAUGUGGAGUACAUGAUGGAGCUCAUGGACCCUGCCUUGCAGCUUGGGGAGGGUUCCUAUUAUCUGACCACCACCUACGGGGCCCUGGAGCACAUCAAGAACUAUGACAAGAUCACAGUGACCAGACAGCUGAGUGUAGAGGUGCAGGACUCCAUCCACCGCUGGGAACGCAGGAGGACGCUCAACAAGGCCCGGGCUUCCCGUUCCUCCGUACAGGACUUCAUCUGUGUGUCGUUCCUGGAACCAGAGCAGCAGUCGCGGACGCUGGCCUCGAGGGCGGACACAGCAGCCCAGGCACUGUGUGCACAGUGUGCUGAGAAGUUCGAGGUCACACAGCCCGAAGACUACCGCCUCUUCGUGCUGGUGGAUGGGCGCUGCUUCCAGCUGGCUGACGAGGCUCUGCCCCACUGCAUCAAGGGCUAUCUCCUGCGCAGUGAGCCCAAGCGAGACUUCCACUUUGUAUACCGGCCACUGGAUGGUGGUGGGGGCCCCAACCCGCCCUGCCUGGUGGUGCGGGAGCCCAACUUCCUAUGAGGUGACCCACCUGGCCCUGCAAUGACAGGAUUUCCUGCGACUGGUAGACAGAGGGACUGGGACUAAGCUCUCCUGGGUCACUCCCAUACACAUACUCAGCCACACCUAUUCAUUUAUCAGAGCAUCUGACCACACAUGUGCUCCCAACACAGGUGCCUGUGUCAGGCACACUGGUGGGCCGCCCACUGAGCAUGCCUAAGCCACCAGGGCAGAAUGUUGCAAAAAAUAUCAUGAAACAGUGGCAAAGGCACUUCCUGAAGCAGUCAUAACCGGGGGCCAUGUUCUUCAUUAGACAGAAAGGGAAACUGAGGCUUAGACAGAAAAGAGGCUCUCUAGUCAGCUGUAGAGAAUAAGCCAAACCCCUCAGGCCAUUCACUCUGUCUUCCCCUUGUCCCCAUAUCUGUAGUCCUUCCAGAUAAGAACCUGAGUUCACUUUCCCCAAGACUGACUGGGGAAGGGGUUCCUGGCCCCAGCUACUCCCUAAGCCUCAGGAUGGAGCCAGGAUGUUUUGCACCAACCCAGGAUCUCAGGAGUAUCUCUCUGUAUCUAUCGAAGAGACCGCCUCAUGCCCACCCCUGCCUCAGAGCCUGCCUUCAGCCCCCAGAGUGCCCACAGUCCACCAAGUUACCCGAGCCUCACCUGAAGCAGCCAGGCCCACACACCCAGACCACCAAACCAGGCUAGCUCCAGGAUACAUGGACAAGUCUAAAUUCUACCCCAUGGUGGGAGAUCAACAGAGCCUGUCCACUGAUGGAUGCAGCACAGGUGGUGGUGGUGAUUGCAUGGUGCACUGUGGGGGUUAAUAAAGGCCUUUUUGCAAAUGUUAAGCCCUUCUCUGAAGGGUCUGGAGUUCUGCUUGCCAGUUCAGGUCCCCACCAUCUUUGAGUUCCACUGUCCCCAGCUCUAGAUCAUUUCUAGAACCAUCUUUCUACCCUCUACUACUCUUAGGAAUACUUACGUUCACCUGGUAAACUCUUAGACAUCCUUCAAAACCCAUGAUGGCUCAUGCCUUUAAUCCUAGCACUCUUUGAGUUUGAGGCCAGCCUAGUCUACAUAGCAAGUUCCA
Molecule: messenger RNA, 4358 nt
Organism: Nannospalax galili (Upper Galilee mountains blind mole rat)
Lineage: Eukaryota; Metazoa; Chordata; Mammalia; Rodentia; Spalacidae
Gene: Rin3
Product: Ras and Rab interactor 3
Exons: 10
Coding region: 356-3292 (978 amino acids)
Biological process (GO): vesicle-mediated transport; signal transduction
Cellular component (GO): cytosol; endocytic vesicle
Molecular function (GO): guanyl-nucleotide exchange factor activity; small GTPase binding
Source: RefSeq, a predicted model, not a curated record